GAGGCUGGCUAAUAGAGGUACAAGGAUACCUUUGGAUACAAUAUCCCAGACCAGCUUCCAGCAAGAAAAUCAUGGAGUAUGCCAUCACAGGUGCCCAGUGGCUCUUGUGUGCUUGUCUACUAUUUCUUGAGCAACUAUACUGCUUGGGCACUUAAUGCAAAGACCCAUCAGUUGUCACUGUGUUGGUGUGUGUGCUUGUGUAUGACAUAAGCCUAUAUGCAUUUCCCACUUCCAGCCUUAGAACUAGUCUGAGCAGUAGGGUGGGGAUGAGCCUAGAGAGACUGAUGGUUAUAACUGGGAGAAGACAGAGGAAGAAAACUGGGGCCAGUUUCUGAGAAGACAAAGUCAAUACACUGUAGAAUUAUGCAAUAGGUGCCAUAUUUAGAUGGAGGAUUUUGAAUACAGAAAAACAACUGUGUAAUUUGGGAACAGUUUAUACUAGAGAACUUGAAAAAAGGACCAAUAAGACAAACACUACGAUUGUUGUUUCUCUUUUCAGGGUGUGUUCUCAACCCAACAUGGUGAUUUUCAAUAACACUACAUCAUUUUCCUCAAACUUCCUACUCACUGCAUUUCCUGGUCUGGAACUUGCACAUGUCUGGAUCUCUAUUCCUGUCUGCUCUCUCUAUGCCAUUGCCCUCUUGGGAAACAGCACGAUUCUGUUCGUCAUCAUUGUUGAGAGGAGUCUUCACAAGCCCAUGUACUAUUUCCUUGCCAUGCUGUCAACUGUUGAUCUAUGUCUGACCAUCUCAACCCUUCCCACUGUUCUUGGGGUUCUCUGGUUUCAUGCCCGGGAGAUUAGCUUGAAAGCUUGCCUCAUUCAAAUGUUCUUUGUACAUGGCUUCUCCUUCCUGGAGUCUUCAGUGCUGGUAGCCAUGGCCUUUGACCGCCUCAUGGCUAUCUGUAACCCACUGAAGUAUGCUAUUGUCUUCACAGACAUGAUAAUCUUGUUGAUUGGACUGGUUAUCUGCAUACGGCAAGUAAUUUUAAUCUUUCCCAUGAUUCUAGCCUUGACGAGAGUAUCUUUCCACGGAGGCCAAGAGCUUUCCCACCCAUUUUGCUACCAUCCAGAUAUGAUUAAAUACACAUAUUCCAACCCCUGGAUCAGCAAUUUUUUGGGCAUGUUUCUUCAGCUCUACCUGACUGGCACUGACUUACUGUUCAUUCUUUUCUCCUACGUUCUGAUUCUCCGAACCGUCUUGAGUAUCGUGGCCCCUAAGAAACAACAGAAAGCUCUCAGCACUUGUGUCUGUCACAUCUGUGCUGUCACUGUUUUCUACGUGCCAAUGAUCAGCCUGUCCUUUACACACCGCCUUUUCAGUUCCACCCCAAAAGUGGUCUGUAGCAUUUUGGCCAAUGUUUAUUUGUUCUUACCACCUGUACUGAACCCUGUCAUUUACAGCUUGAAGACCAAGACCAUCCGCCAGGCUAUGCUCCAGCUGCUCCAUUUUAAGGGCUCACAGGGCCCCAGUGUGAGGAGUCAUAGAGGACCCUGGGGUUGAAGUAGAGAGAAGUUAUAUUUGAGCAAUAAAAGGAUCUAGGUCUGUGCCACCAGGCAUUUUAGUUACUGAAGCAGUUUCACUUAAAUCAUAGGAGCAUAAAGAGAAUACUUUUCCCCUAAGCUUAUCAAAAGUUAAAAAAAAAACAACAAACUACCAUUCAAAACAAAAUUAAUUGUGUAUAUGUCCCUCAAACAUUUAAAAUAAUUAUAUGGAACUCCUGUGCACAUUAAAAGCACAAUAAGAUCAUUUUAUUCUGGUUGAACAAUUUAAUUAUCUGCCUAAAAACGGUAAUUCUUAGACCAAAAAUUAAUAUAUAUAAUUUUAUGUCUGUGUUCAGCUGCCAAAAAGUCAUUUAUUUCUGUGGUAAGAUUUCCCAGGGGGCAUCAGAGAUUUUUUUUUUUUCCUUGAGGUGGUAAGUGAAAGAGUUACGUGUAUGUGCAAAGACACGCACAUUGCAAUUUGUAAUUUAAAACUUUAGGAAACUCUUACACACUGAUUUCAGUUCCUAAAGUCACCUCUAGGGAGACCCAUCUCCUUGCAGAUGCACUCCCUGAACCUCUAUCUUUUCUUGAAUUCUUUUUCUCCUCAGCAAACGUGAAAUUGUCACUGAACUAAUUGCUGUUUGUUAUACCUCCAACGAGUCCAAUAUCUAAAGUUACAUAUCACUCUUCAUUAUUUUUCCCAUUGCCUAGAUAUUCUAAUACAGUUCUGAUUCUCACUCUGUAGCACCUCUUCCGUGUCUGCUGGGCUUCAGGACAGUACUUUUUUUCUAUUUGCCCUUGUUUCAUGGGUGGUUAAGUUUUUACCUAGCUGUUGGGCUCCUGGACCUUUUGGUGUACUUAUAAUUGUAGAAUUGCACAGUGACUUUGAUGCUUAGUAGGAAAUAUUUAGAAUACCUUGCUUAACAAUACUUAUUUGGUCAAGAAGUAACCUGGGGUGCUUGGGUGGCUCAGUCAGUGAAGCACCAGACUUCAGCUCAGGUCAUGAACUCACAGUUGGUGAAUUCGAGCCCUGUGUCCAGCUCUGUGCUGACAGCUCAGAGCCUGGAGCCUACUUUGGAUUCUGU
Molecule: messenger RNA, 2568 nt
Organism: Acinonyx jubatus (cheetah)
Lineage: Eukaryota; Metazoa; Chordata; Mammalia; Carnivora; Felidae
Product: olfactory receptor 51T1
Exons: 1
Coding region: 519-1502 (327 amino acids)
Biological process (GO): G protein-coupled receptor signaling pathway
Cellular component (GO): membrane
Molecular function (GO): olfactory receptor activity; G protein-coupled receptor activity
Source: RefSeq, a predicted model, not a curated record